Halichondria panicea is the source of this 523-nucleotide messenger RNA. RefSeq names its product histone H4. Lineage: Eukaryota; Metazoa; Porifera; Demospongiae; Suberitida; Halichondriidae. The record is from RefSeq and is a predicted model, not a curated record. Gene Ontology annotation, molecular function: structural constituent of chromatin; DNA binding; protein heterodimerization activity. Gene Ontology annotation, biological process: nucleosome assembly. The coding region runs from base 67 to 378 and encodes 103 amino acids. The transcript has a single exon. Gene Ontology annotation, cellular component: nucleosome.
CUCUGUACAAGUUCAUCAAUAUUUUGUUCUCAACAAACUUCAUCAAAAGAAGAAAAUCUGCUCAUCAUGUCUGGACGUGGAAAAGGAGGCAAAGGACUCGGAAAGGGAGGCGCCAAGCGCCACAGGAAGAUUCUUCGUGACAACAUCCAGGGAAUCACCAAGCCCGCUAUCCGUCGUCUUGCUCGCCGUGGUGGUGUCAAGCGUAUCUCUGGACUGAUCUAUGAAGAGACUCGUGGUGUCCUGAAGGUAUUCCUUGAGAAUGUCAUCCGUGAUGCUGUCACCUACACUGAACACGCCAAGAGAAAGACUGUGACUGCCAUGGAUGUCGUCUAUGCUCUGAAGAGGCAAGGACGUACUCUCUAUGGAUUCGGCGGUUAAAUCUCAACUCUCUAAAUUCAACAAAAAGGCUCUUCUAAGAGCCACCACUAUUCAAAUUGAUUUCACUUCUUUUCUAUCUUAUUUACUUCCAUUUUCUAUUUUGUGUUCCUUCACAUGAAAAUAAUAUUAUUGCAAAUUGAUGAAA